Nicrophorus vespilloides is the source of this 3584-nucleotide messenger RNA. It is a transcript of the gene RpIII128, whose product is annotated as DNA-directed RNA polymerase III subunit RPC2. Lineage: Eukaryota; Metazoa; Arthropoda; Insecta; Coleoptera; Silphidae. Gene Ontology annotation, biological process: DNA-templated transcription. The record is from RefSeq and is a predicted model, not a curated record. Gene Ontology annotation, molecular function: ribonucleoside binding; DNA binding; DNA-directed RNA polymerase activity. The coding region runs from base 87 to 3500 and encodes 1137 amino acids. The transcript is spliced from 7 exons. Gene Ontology annotation, cellular component: RNA polymerase III complex.
UGGUUUUAUUUGGUUGCUGUGUGUAGUGUGGUUGUUGUUUGGUGUUGUUUUUUUUCAUUCAAAUGUUUUGAUCUUGUAAUUUAAGAAUGGGGGAAUACUCUGGUAUGGACCAGCAAUUCGUGGAGACACAUUUUGGUAAUUCGUCGGAUUUUACGAAACCCAUAAAGGAAAUUGAAGAGAAAUGGAAACUUGUUCCAGCUUUCCUGAAAAUCAAGGGUCUUGUGAAGCAGCACAUAGAUUCAUUUAAUUAUUUCAUUAAUGUUGAAAUAAAAAAGAUUGUUGAGGCCAAUGACAAAGUGGUGUGCGAUGCAGACCCCUUAUUUUAUAUUAAGUAUACCAAUGUAUAUGUUGGAUCACCUGAUGUUGAUGAGGGUUUCAAUAUCAGCAAACCGACCACACCACAUGAAUGUAGGCUAAGAGACAUGACCUACUCUGCUCCAAUUACAGUGGAUAUAGAGUACAUGAGAGGAAGUCAACGUGUUUCUAGGACAGGAUUACUUAUUGGACGCAUGCCAAUUAUGUUGAGAUCAUCCAAUUGUGUGCUCACAAACAAAUCAGAGUAUGAGUUGGCCAAGAUGAAUGAGUGUCCUUUAGAUCCUGGGGGAUAUUUUGUGGUGAAGGGACAAGAGAAGGUGAUCUUGAUUCAAGAGCAGCUUUCCAGGAACAGAUUGAUUUUGGAAGAGGGCAAGUAUGGAGUUCAAUGUCAGGUUACCAGUUCGACGCACGAAAAGAAAACCAGGACGAUCGUGUUCGUUAAAGCAAACAAAUAUUACCUGGGACAUAACAGUUUUAUCGAUCCCAUUCCCAUAUCUAUUGUUUUCAAAGCUAUGGGCGUAAUCAGCGACCAAGAGAUCAGCACGAUGGUUGGUAUCAAAGAUUUGCGGAAAAUAACGCCCACUUUGGAGGAGUGUCACACAUUAAAAAUUUACACUCAAGAGGCGGCUCUCAAGUAUCUCGGUACUAAGCUAGUACCGAAACGAUUUGUUACAACAAAAGUGAAGACACCUUUAGAGGAGGCCCGUGAGGCUUUGACAUCAACUAUUUUAUCUCACGUUCCCGUUGUUGAGUACAACUAUAAGAUGAAAGCCGUAUACUUGGCAUUGAUGUUGAAGAGAGUUAUCGAGGCGCAAUCGGAUAGCAAGUUUUUGGACGACAAGGAUUACUACGGUAACAAGCGUUUGGAAUUGGCCGGGUCUCUGUUGUCGCUGAUGUUCGAGGAUGUGUUCAAGAGAUUUAAUUUCGACUUGAAGACUAUCGCCGAAAAGACGAUUCCGAAGAUUCGAGCCACGCAAUUCGACGUCGUCAAGUACAUGAAAUCCGAUCUCAUCACCAACUGCCUGGUGUUUGCCAUUGCAACGGGAAACUGGACAAUCAAGAGGUUCAGAAUGGAGAGACACGGCGUGACGCAGGUGCUGUCUCGGUUAAGUUACAUUUCCGCAUUGGGGAUGAUGACGCGUGUUAACUCGCAAUUCGAGAAGACUAGAAAGGUUUCGGGACCGAGAUCACUGCAGCCCAGUCAAUGGGGAAUGCUGUGUCCGAGCGACACACCCGAAGGCGAGGCAUGCGGUCUUGUCAAAAAUUUAGCCCUUAUGACGCACAUCACAACCGAAGGAGAUGAAAACCCGUUGGUCCGUCUGGCGAAUAACACGGGCGUGCUGGAGAUCAACACGGUCGGCGGAGAGUUCAUAAAUUCGGACGGUGUAUAUUUGGUGUUCCUCAAUGGCAACAUAAUAGGUGCAAUUAGGCACUAUCGUAGAUUAAUCAGCAUGUUCAGAUUGAUGAGGAGGAGUGGUUACAUCUCGGGGUAUUGCUCGAUAUACCCGAACCAUCUUCAUAGGUGUGUGUAUAUAAGUUCGGACGGAGGUCGCCUCUGCAGACCAUAUAUAAUAGUCAUCAAUGGAAUUCCAUCUGUGUCAAAGGAGCACAUUGUCGAGUUGGAGAAGGGUAUCAGGAGUUUUGAGGAUUUCCUGCACGAUGGAUUGAUCGAAUUCCUGGACGUGAAUGAGGAGAACGACAGCUAUAUAGCAUGCUACGAGCGCGACAUCACGCGAGAGACGACACAUUUGGAAAUAUCCACAUUCACUUUGUUGGGUGUAUGUGCCGGGCUCGUUCCAUAUCCACAUCACAAUCAAUCUCCAAGAAAUACAUACCAAUGUGCCAUGGGUAAACAGGCAAUGGGAACUAUCGGUUACAAUCAGAAGAAUCGCAUGGACACCCUUAUGUACAAUCUUGUGUAUCCUCAAGCGCCGAUGGUGAAGACCAAAACAAUAGAGCUAACAAAUUUCGAUAAGCUUCCCGCUGGUCAGAAUGCAACGAUCGCGGUGAUGAGCUAUAGCGGUUAUGAUAUUGAGGACGCUCUCAUCAUAAACAAGGCUUCGUUAGAUCGCGGUUUCGGCCGUUGCCUCGUCUACAAAACGUCAAAGUGUCUGUUAAAGCGAUACGCGAAUCAAACGUUCGACAGAAUCCAAGGUCCCCUCAUAGACACCCAAAACAGCAAACCUAUAUGGAAGCAUGGAGUGCUGGACGCCGACGGUAUCGUAGGGCCGGGAGAACAGGUCCUUAACAAACAGACGAUUGUGAAUCGUUCGAUUCCCGUAAUUUCUGCUGUUCCCGGAGCGGCGCCGGGAGGAGCCACCAGCAGCAUAGAAUUUCGCGAUGCGCCCAUAGUCUACAAGAAUCCCGAAUCAAGUUACGUGGAGAAAGUGAUGGUAUCGACUAACGAGGAGGAAUCUGGACUGAUCAAGAUACUGUUGAGACAGACGAGGCGACCGGAGAUCGGUGAUAAGUUCAGUUCCAGACAUGGACAGAAAGGUGUCGUUGGUUUGGUUGUCGAGCAAGAGGACAUGCCGUUCAACGAGUAUGGCAUUUGUCCGGAUAUAAUCAUGAACCCGCACGGAUAUCCAUCCCGUAUGACGGUCGGUAAACUUAUCGAGCUGCUGUCAGGAAAGGCGGGAUUGCUGGAAGGUAAGUUCCAUUACGGAACUGCAUUCGGUGGAUCUAAGGUCGCAGACGUUAGCGAAGAACUCUCCAAACACGGGUUCAAUUACCAAGGGAAGGACUUCUUCACCUCAGGCAUAACUGGUGAACCACUGGAAGCUUACAUUUAUUCAGGACCAGUUUACUACCAGAAAUUGAAGCACAUGGUACAAGACAAAAUGCACGCCAGAGCUAGAGGACCCAGGGCCGUUCUGACCAGACAACCGACGGAAGGUCGAAGCAAGGACGGCGGCCUGCGUUUAGGCGAAAUGGAACGGGAUUGUCUAAUAGGAUACGGAGCUAGUAUGAUGCUGGUCGAACGUUUGAUGGUGUCCAGUGAUAUCUGCGAGGUGGACGUGUGCAACCAGUGCGGGAGGUUGGGCUACUGCGGGUGGUGCAACAGUUGCAAAAGCUCUGGACAAGUAUCGACAAUCACAAUGCCAUACGCAUGCAAGCUUCUGCUCACCGAGCUCCAAGCCAUGAACAUCACGGCCAGACUCACUCUGAAUCACUACUGCAAAUAAAAUAGAUUACAUAAUGAGGAGACAUUUUCAGAUUCGUUUUCUACAUAAUACUAAUAUUAUUGAUUGGUCUGUUUAAUAAUAAAA